Molecule: messenger RNA, 1649 nt
Organism: Haliotis rufescens (red abalone)
Lineage: Eukaryota; Metazoa; Mollusca; Gastropoda; Lepetellida; Haliotidae
Exons: 2
Coding region: 103-1305 (400 amino acids)
Biological process (GO): lipid metabolic process
Molecular function (GO): phosphoric diester hydrolase activity
Source: RefSeq, a predicted model, not a curated record
GAUAUUUGAUACAUGCUUAUCUGAGAACAAGGCUGGCUGUGACCUGGCACCAUAUCUGCUGGGACGGUCCGAGAGUGCAGGCUUUGGAAUCGGCACAACAACAUGAGGUGUAUAACACUGUUCUUCUCAGCGGCCUGGGUACUUGGUAUCGUGUCUUCCCAAAACAUCGCUCUGUCUUCCAGUGGUAUGACGGUCCUGAAGGCUGUGUACGGGGCUUCCUGUGGCACGGGCAGAGCUCUGGCAGAUGAAGAAUCCCUUCUCACAGAUUACGUGAAGGCUCUCUGUGACGGCAGGGACGUCUGCUCGGGCGUCGUGGACGUAGACGUCUUAAACGGGGCCAUCGGCAGCUGUGACGGGGACUUCCACGUGGUAGCGGUGUGUGACCACGGAGAACUUCGCUCAUAUAGUCUGGAUGGGGAGGCUGCGGGAGAGGAGUUCACCAUUGACUGCAGAAACCGGGAAAUCCCCGUGGCCCGACAACACCCUGACUGGAUGGGGAACAUGGGGGAUGUACUGGUAAACAAGACAAUCAAACAGCUCCGUCUAGCGGGGACACAUCACAGCGGGACGUUCUCCUUCAAUAUGUUCCUGUACCACCUCGCCAAGUGUCAGAACGUCCGGGUGGGACAGCAGCUAAUGGCGGGUGUGCGGUAUGUGGACUACAGGCUUGGGGCAAUGGAAGAGGCUUACGGAGCUCGGGUGAUACACGGGGUCUUCUACGGACAACUCGUUCUCGCGGAUCUCCUUGAGAUAUGGGCUUUCUCUCAGCUUCACCCGAGGGAAUUCUUUAUAGUUGAUUUCCAGCAUACAUCAACACUUGAAAUGUCGAUGCAACGGCAGCUGUCUGUCUGGCUGGACGUGCUGUUCCGGGACACGGUCAUUAACAGAUGGACCAUCCUUCUCACAGAACACACCAUGGGGGAUGUGUGGGGGUCGGGCAGGAGGGUGCUGUUCCUCCACGACAGACCCACCUCAACCCAGGUGUGGCCUCGUGGGGUGAUAUAUGCUCGCUGGCCAAAUGUGUGUACUGGGGAAACUCUGGAUGAACACUCGGAGAACGAGUUGUCCCAGAUCCACGUCCACCACCAUCAACUGGUCAUCCUUCAAUGGGUCAUCACGGUCCAGUUCCAGUGCCUGACGAGUCUUUACGGACGGUCCCUCGACAUCCGGGAGGAAGGGAUGCUGUGGCUGCAGCAGCAAAACCACCCGUUCACCAUUGUCCUUACAGACUUUACACUACAGCCCCUGGAGGAGGCGGGCCUCGUGGAACAGAUCAUCGAGGCCAAUAGACAUGUGGAUGCUUAGUGAACCAGGGCAUUGCAGUUGAUGCUGAUGGACACUUAAAGAGCGAGGACAAUGCAUAUAAGUCGGUUGGACGUUCAGUGAAAACAUUCUAGCGCCCAUAGGCAGAUUGAGUUGUAUACUCCCCAGGGAGUUGAGAAUGAUAACUGAAAUGCAAACGGAUCCAUUGGUCAGGGAACAUUUAAAACCGCAUUUGAGCAGAUACUGGUACCUGGAUACCUGCGCAAUAUUUAAAGAAAUAAAAGCCUCGUGGUCGUUGUUUAUCGUACAAUAUAAGUUAGCUCCGCGACAAAUCACAGAGAACAAUAAAGAACAAAGCGUGGUUUAUUUCACGCUAAAACACUGUU